UGUACUGCAAUACCAAGAUGUUUAUCCGCCCGGGAUUCCCGAUUUGAGCAGCAACAUCGUCUCCGUUUCACGUGCGUUUUUACGUAAAUAAUCUGGUUAGGGGUAAUGGCUGUGUUGGGGCAAGCAAUAGCGUCAACUAGCUUGAGGAACUUGCACUUCAACCCUCAAAGCCCUAGUUCAAGACCUACUGUCCCUUCUGGGAUCCAAUGCUCUAACCAUUCUCUCGCUUCUGUGCCUUCCAUCUAUUCUCGCUGUUGGAGGCGAUUCAAAACGAAGUGGAAUGGCCGCUUGAACUGCUCAAUGGAAGAUUUCAAAGAGCAAUCCUAUGGCGAUGACCAUUACAAUCAGGUUCGGGCGGCCUACCCUAAGCCCUCGGAGAUUCCUUGGCAUAAAGAGCUUUGCAACUCCGUCAGUCUCAUUGGCAUUGUCGCCACCCCCGUUGAAAUUAAGCACUUUUCUUCGGGCAAAGUUGUUGCUUGGACCCGCCUCGCCGUCAGGAAAAAUGCUACCCGGACAUCCUGGAUUAAUUUGACGUUCUGGGAUGAGCUGGCACAUGUUGCUUUUCAGCAUUUAGAGAAAGGACACCAAAUUUAUGUUUCUGGUCGUUUAGUUACAGAUACAAUUGAAAGUGAUGACGGGAAACAGAACACUUACUACAAGGUGGUUAGUCAGCAACUGAAUUUCAUUGAAAAGAGCUCCUUCCCAUUGUCCUGGCAUGACCAGGAGUCUGAUUCCAUGAUGUCUGGCAACAAAGGAAACUACGCUGCAAACAAUACUGGCUCUACAGAAGAAUUAUGGCAGGCAUUUUUUGCUAAUCCUGUAGAGUGGUGGGACAAUAGGAAAAACAAGAGGAAUCCUAAGUAUCCUGAUUUUAAGCAUAAAGAUACAGGGGAAGCUCUCUGGGUAGAAGGCAGGUCCAAUCCACCAUGGGUCAAAUCUCAAUUGGCAAUUCUUGAUGCGAGGAUGGGGUCCCUUAUUGAUCAAAGUGGCAAUAUGUCUGCAAAUAUGGUGACUGUUGAUGAAUUAUUGUCUUUCUGAGAUCUACUUCUGCUAAACAUUGAUCAAUUUAAACUUCGGGAAAAUUUUUGUUAGAGCGCUCUAAGUUGAUUGAGCCUACCAGGAGCCAGUAAGGCUUAGUUAACAGCAAUUUGGUGGGUCGGGUUCAUCCUGUUUGGGAAAUUUUCAGCACAAGUCCUGUUUAACCGACUUAUUGGCCACCAAAUUAGUGUUCAUACUAAUACGCCGACUCGUUUGUAUGUAUAAUAUGUAUUUGUUUUAAUAUAAUUAUUAUGUUCUUUUUUCACAUAUAUAA
Messenger RNA from Prosopis cineraria, 1312 nucleotides. Its product is annotated as protein OSB1, mitochondrial-like. NCBI's taxonomy places the organism in Eukaryota, Viridiplantae, Streptophyta, Magnoliopsida, Fabales, Fabaceae. Gene Ontology annotation, biological process: positive regulation of helicase activity; mitochondrial DNA replication. Gene Ontology annotation, molecular function: single-stranded DNA binding. The record is from RefSeq and is a predicted model, not a curated record. Gene Ontology annotation, cellular component: mitochondrial nucleoid. The coding region runs from base 106 to 1038 and encodes 310 amino acids. The transcript has 5 exons.